ACUUAGAGCUGAACGAUUGCAUUCAGGAAGCGGUAGCAAUUAAGCCUCAGUGCUCUCCUAGGCAGCCACAGCAGCUGCAGCAGCAAGGGGGGGCGGAGGUCCACAGAGAAGGAACCACGAGCAACCUCCCAGCACCAGGGCCAACUGCCUUAUUCGGAGAGGACCCCCUCCCUACACCUUAUACCUGCAUUCCCUCUUGGACCAGCAGGGACGGACCACCUAGCAGGGACACAACCCCCUGGGAUGUUCCUAGAUCUCCAGCCCAGCAUCUCUGGCAUCCAGCAGCCCCACUGCAAGAGGCCGGCCUCUGCCCGCCGUACACGUGGGCUUCCGUGACAGAAACAGAGGAGCUUCUGUUCGGUUUCCUGGCAGCCACGUCAAGGGAGGGGAUCCUUGCUGCCUCCACCUUCCUAGAUCCUGCUGAGCUGGAAGGCGCUCUCUGGCCUCCCUUGUCUUAGGAUUUCCCCCUCUUGUCCAUAUUUAGGAGACGAAUGAGGCCAAAGCAUCCUUGGGCUUGAGAAUCCUCCAAUAUCUUGGUGCACGUUCUCUCUCCUUCUGGGCCGUAAGGGCUGCCGAUGGGUCUGUGCUGAAGAAGACAGGCGGUGUUGGGCAUCUACAGCGACUGACCUGGGGCAAAGCUGGGGGGAGGUUCAACAGGUGGUGUGAGAGCUGGGGGGAGUGUGUGAGGGCCUCCUUGCUAGCAUUCCAAGGCGCCUGGUCAUUGCCCAUCUUGGGGACCAGCCAGCAGCCCCUCUCUUCUCUUCACCCCCUCCCCUUGCAGGGCGGUCCAAAGAUCACUGCCGCGUGGUUGUGGUUGGCAGUGUGACCUGUGGCCAUAGAUCUGGCUGAUUCGACACAGGGCCUGUGACAAGGACAGCGGCUGUGACGAGGAUGGCUGGGCGCACUUAACACAGGGCAGUUUACAGGGACGAGACAGAGCCCCCCCACCCCACCCUUGUCCUUAUUCUGUGUUUCUGUCAGCAAUGCCAGCCAGGAGCUGCUGGGGAGUCUCCGGAUCAUUUCUAACUUUCUUGGGCUCCUAAACUCUUGCUGAAUUGAGAUAUCCUCUGCAUCCAUUUAUCAAACACCUGGCUUGGUUGCUCUGCUUCCCCUCUUCAUCACCUAACAGCCUCAGGGAUGGACCUCCUGCAGAAGAGCAAAUAUAACCAUCUUCGCAACGACUCCAUCUCAUCCCUGGAAGAUGGGUUGGUGGCAGCGGAGGGGGACUCCCCCUUGGAGCCCCUGGUGGCUGCCCCAUCCCUCCCAAGCUCUCUGUCUUCCUCCUCCCUCAGCCCCAUGCUGCCCCUGGGGGAGCUGUCCUCAGAAUCAGAAGACAGUCCCACCACCCUGUGUUCCUUCUUCCCCAAAAUGGCCAACCUGAAGCUCUCCAACCCUGCCACCACGCUCCUCAGCCUCCGUGCCUUUUCCAGAGAGGCAAGUGGAUCCGCGGAGCCGCCACUGCCUCCACCACCGCCUCCUCCUUCUCUUGCUCCCAUCUCGGCUCCUCUCCAGGACUCAGCGAGGACUGUUGGUCUCUGUUUCCAGGAUAUGAACAAACUGGGCUGUGGGAAGAAGAUGCGAGUGGAAGGCGGCCAGCUCGGUGGAGAUGAGUGGACCCGGCACGGCAGCUUUGUCAACAAGCCCACCCGGGGCUGGUUGCACCCCGACGACAAAGUGAUGGGCCCCGGAGUCUCCUACCUCGUCCGGUACAUGGGUUGUGUGGAAGUGCUCCAGUCGAUGCGGGCGCUUGACUUCAGCACAAGGACUCAAGUCACAAGGGAAGCCAUUGGCUUGGUGUGCGAAGCUGUGCCUGGGGCCAAGGGAGCUGUCCGCAGGAGAAAGCCCUGUGGCCGCUCACUCAAUUCCAUUCUCGGCAAGAGCAACCUGAAAUUUGCCGGCAUGCCAAUCACCCUCACUAUCUCUACCAGCAGCCUCAACCUCAUGGCGUCUGACUGUAAACAGAUCAUUGCCAACCAUCAUAUGCAGUCAAUUUCGUUUGCAUCCGGAGGGGAUCCGGAUACAGCAGAAUAUGUAGCUUAUGUUGCCAAAGACCCCGUCAAUCACAGAGCCUGCCAUAUCCUGGAGUGUCCUGAAGGGCUAGCCCAAGAUGUCAUCAGUACCAUUGGGCAGGCUUUUGAAUUGCGCUUCAAGCAGUACCUCAAGAACCCGCCCAAGCUUGUCACCCCUCACGACAGGAUGGCUGGAUUUGAUGGCUCCGCUUGGGACGAAGAGGAGGACCCACCACCCGACCACCAAUACUACAAUGACUUCCCUGGGAAGGAGCCACCCCUAGGUGGUGUGGUCGACAUGCGCUUACGGGAUGGAUCCGCAGCAGCCCAGGCACCCAACCACUUGGGAGCCACCUUGCCCGUUGGGCAGAUGUCCAGUGGAGACUAUGAAACACGGAAACCGCAUCUCACCUCACAAGCAGGAAGGGAUCGAUGCCUAUCUGGCCGCACAGAUCUCUUUGAUGACCCUUCCUAUGUGAAUGUGCAAAACCUGGAGAAGACGCGACCGGCUGCUCUGGGAGCUACUGCCAAUGGCAGUGUCCAGAGAGAUCUCUUUGACAUGAAGCCAUUUGAAGAUGCCUUGCGGGUGCCACCCCCUGCACCACCAGCCCAGCUGGUGGCCUCUAUGGAGGAGCAGUUGCGGCGGGAACCCUGGUACCAUGGUCAGAUGAACCGCAAAGAAGCUGAGAAACUACUGCAAGCCAAUGGGGAUUUCCUGGUGCGUGAGAGCACCACCACACCGGGCCAGUAUGUGCUGACUGGGCUACAGGGCGGACAGCCCAAGCACCUGCUUCUCGUUGACCCCGAAGGAGUGGUCCGGACGAAGGAUCACCGCUUUGAGAGCGUCAGCCAUCUCAUCAGCUACCACAUGGACAAUCGGUUGCCAAUCAUCUCGGCAGGCAGCGAGCUUUGCUUACAGCAACCUGUGGAGCGGAGAUUGUGAGAAGCCAGGGGGCUAGGUCCACUGUCCUGAUCUCUUGUACCCCUUCCUCUUUUAUCGCCUUGCCACUUUUUACUGCUGCUCCUCACCUUACCCUGUUUUUACAGCAGGGGUGGGCAAAGUGCAGCCCCAGGGCUGUUUUUGACACCAAAAAAAAAAAAAAUCCUUAGCCAAAAACUUGUUUGCCCUCAAAUGCCCUCUAGGAGCUAUGCAGGGUAUUUUUGCCACAUUUUUGGUUUCCAUUUUAAGCCCAACAGAAGCCUUUUUAAAACAGGAAGUGAACCGAAAGUGAUAAGACAGUCACUUUCUGUUAUUAAAAAAGGUGUUUCCUGGGCCUUAAAUGGGAUGGGGUCCAGUAAAAUGGCAAAAUGUCCUCCCAGAUGGUACUUUGAGACAGUUUUAUUGAAGUGCAAGAUAGGUUUGAGGCUCUUCAAGGUCUCCAGGAGGGCUAAAACCCUAACCUUCCACAGUUGCCCACCCUGAUUCUGUGCUGGCUGUUAACUGCCAUCCCCUUGUGCAUGUUAUACUUGCACUUACAAACACACACAAUUGCCUGUACAAAGCUUGGAAGAAUAAUCCUUUCUUGCCCCACAAUUUCCAUAACCCAUCUGCCUGCAGUGGUCAUGCUGGCCAGAGGAUUCUGGGAGUUGUAAUCCAAAAAAGGAAGUCUUCCAUAUUCUGUCUUUGUGCCACUACUUGACAGGAAUUUCUGGGUAAUGAGUGCGGCUUUCAGCCUAUACUUGGACUGUAGCUCCCAUCAGCUCUGUCCUGCAAAGCCACUGGUGCAAGAUGGUGGGAGUUGGAGUCGGACUACGUCUAGAAGGACCUCAUUGUGUCCAAACCUCCGCAACAGCUUCUUCCACACAAAUACAACCUCAGAGGGGAUAAAAUGAGGGUAGUGGUCUCACACAAAAAGUUUCCCCUACCAAUGAAAUUUGUACAGUGGAGCCUUGUUAUACGCUGGGGUUUGGUUCCAAGAUCUCCCGUGUAUAACAAAAUCCGUGUAUGCUCAAGUCCCAUUGAAUAUAAUGGCAUAGCAAAAUGGUGGCCCUUAUAAAAA
Sceloporus undulatus (fence lizard) is the source of this 4009-nucleotide messenger RNA. It is a transcript of the gene SHC1, whose product is annotated as SHC adaptor protein 1. Gene Ontology annotation, cellular component: plasma membrane. Gene Ontology annotation, biological process: intracellular signal transduction; cell surface receptor protein tyrosine kinase signaling pathway. The record is from RefSeq and is a predicted model, not a curated record. The transcript is spliced from 12 exons. Gene Ontology annotation, molecular function: receptor tyrosine kinase binding. The coding region runs from base 1138 to 2952 and encodes 604 amino acids. Lineage: Eukaryota; Metazoa; Chordata; Lepidosauria; Squamata; Phrynosomatidae.